Cuscuta europaea is the source of this 1790-nucleotide messenger RNA. NCBI's taxonomy places the organism in Eukaryota, Viridiplantae, Streptophyta, Magnoliopsida, Solanales, Convolvulaceae. The record is from the annotation of a GenBank genome assembly.
ACAGAAUCUCAUAGAGUAGAUAAAAUUAUAUGUAGUACUUGUACAUGUAAGAGAUGUUCCCAUAUACAAUACAUGAUCGACAAACAGGAGGAUCAGAAUGGCAAACCGUAAAACAUAUAAAUACUGUAUUAAUUAUUAAUUAUUAUAUAUAUAGCCGGAUAUAUAUAUAUAUAAUAAGUUUAUUAUAGGUAGAAGUUUGAUUUUGGCUAAAUAUUUUGGGACGGAGGUAGUAGUAAUUUAUUUGUGGGGCGUGUACAGUAGUAUCAUAGUAGUACGCAUAUAGGCUUAGGUACGGUACGAAUGUGCGCACCCGCACGCAAUGAGUAAUUAUGAUAUGGGCUGGGCUGGACGCAUGUACCGUUUGUCUCGAAGGAAACAGUGUUCCAAACCAGAUCAAAGGUCACCUGCAUAUUCUGCUGCAUACUAUUCCCCAAAAUUCCAGGGGAACCCGUCGUUUGAUUGCGAAUUAACAAGCAUGUCACCGGAUGAUUUGAGGCGAUGGAGAGGUCGUAGAUCCAGCUGUUGUGGGGGAGGGUCAGCACCUGCUCGUUGCCGAAAUCCAAGGACAGGCUCGGGAGGGACGGAUUUAUUUUGCCGUUGUAACAGGGUACGCCUAGACGAGCUGUCAGAUCCGUGUGCUCUUCAAGUCCGGGGUGGAACCCUACCGCUUCUGUGAGCUCGAUGUAAGCUUUCGAAGGCAGGUACAUGGCCGUGGUGCCGGUGUCGAUAAUCAUCUCCUCCCCUGCAUCUCCCACUAGUUUCCCCCCGAGGUAUAUCCCCUGAACGUCCACAUUAUAAGACGCCGACAUUGACGGAUCUGGGGUAGGUAGAAGAUUGGCUGUAAUUUUGCUUCCACCCGCUCCGCCGCCGCCCAGUGUAAGCAUGCCGGUUGAAUCGCUUUCCAAGGCGGGUAAGCAAUACGAGAAUUCGGAGACAUUGAACUGGGAAACCAACGACGUCCAGCCUCCGCGGGCGAGACCGGCCACCCCGUAGUUAUUCGUAAAUGUCUCACUCGAAUCCUUCUUGUGGGCCGAGACGAACUUCACGUUCUGGACCGGGACACCGUCAAAUUUAAAGUUGUCUGUGCAAACAUCGCCCGAGAUCAUCUUCGACCCGAUGCCGUAAGAGAUAGAGUAGGUGCAUUUUCCAUGAGAUGUGCACGGCUCUGAGUAUAUCUGGAAAGAGCUAGAGAUAGAGGAAUUAGUGUAAAGGCUAUUGAUCCAGGUUACAUCAUUGCCCGUGUCCAUAACCAAGCUCACUCGCUGCCCUGGAGUUCCGACCACUACAUCAAUCACGAACUCGCCGGAGCCAUGCCAAUCGGAUCUUACGCUGGAACUCAGGGCUGCAGCUGGUGUUAUUGAUGAAUGUGACGAUCCUAGGAGACGACUGAGCCUCUCAGUGUCGCGGUUUAUGGCACGUUGCACACGCUCCACCCUCGUCAAGUUUUGUCCGCCGCCGCCGUGAUCUCGGCGUCUCAGACCAAAGCCGACCCCUUCGGCGGCGGACCCCGUUGGUGUUGCGGCGGCGUAAUUCACCCCCAAUGUUGAAGCCCAAUUAACACCGAUGAUCACCGUUAGCCACAGCAUCACAGCUGGAAAAGAAGAAGCCAUUUCAAUUCCCUCAAGCUCCCCGUUAAUUCUGCCCUCGAUGGAUGAGCCUUAUUUACGGAUUUCUUUUUAUUGCUCAAAAUUUCUUAGUGACAAACUUUCGUCACACGGUAGUGGACCGAGAAUUUCACUGUAGAGGGGUGAGAACUAAAACGUAUAAAUAGACAUAAAAUGUUUGAUCUA